Carassius gibelio (silver crucian carp) is the source of this 1409-nucleotide messenger RNA. Its product is annotated as estradiol 17-beta-dehydrogenase 2-like. Bases 81 to 1232 code for a protein of 383 amino acids. NCBI's taxonomy places the organism in Eukaryota, Metazoa, Chordata, Actinopteri, Cypriniformes, Cyprinidae. The record is from RefSeq and is a predicted model, not a curated record. The transcript is spliced from 5 exons. Gene Ontology annotation, molecular function: oxidoreductase activity.
GCAGAGCACAAUAAUCUCACAGGCGCCUUUCUAGAUCUCCUGAUAGCACUGGCUGCUUCAUUCUUGUGCCUGCUGUAGAAAUGGAGGGGACUGUAGAAGGCUGUCUGGGGUUUCUAUACGAUCUGCUGGUGGUAGUCUGUGUUGGGCUCCUGCUUCUGCAGGUUGUUAAGGGCCGGUCAGUGUGGUGGUUGGUGCUGCUUCUGGUUUCGGGAGUGACGUUGAGCUAUUUGGUCCAUUCAAGUGCUCUAAAAGUAGGUCUUGUGAGUGUGCUGUGCAGUGUCAUCCACUAUCUAGGGAGAGAAGGGGUCACGUUGCCUACCCAAAGCAAGGCGGUACUGAUCACAGGUUGUGAUUCGGGUUUUGGUCAUGAUCUGGCCAUGUUUUUAGACCGCGCAGGGAUGAGGGUGUUUGCAGGGGUUCUGGAUGAACUCAGUCCUGGAGCUCUGGAGCUUAAGAGAGCUGAAUCACCAAACCUCACCGUCCUACAGUUAGACAUCACCAACAGCAGCCAGAUCACACAGGCACGCCAGUACAUCCAGAGCCAAACAAGUGAAACAGGACUCUGGGCACUAGUGAACAACGCUGGAGUGCUGGGAUACAUGUGUGACGGAGAAAUUCUGCCAAUUAAAAUGUAUAAAAAAUGCUUAGAUGUGAAUUUUAUUGGUAAUGUGGAAAUGACACAAGUCUUUCUGCCUCUGAUACGCCAAUCGAAAGGACGACUCAUCAGUAUAGCCAGUAUGGCAGGAGAAGUUCCAUUUCCUGGAUUCGCAGGAUACGGGGCGUCUAAAGCAGCGCUGAUCUCCUUCAGUGGAGCGAUGAGACAGGAACUCUCACGCUGGGGAGUCAAAGUCAUCAUCAUUCAACCUGGAGGUUUCAAAACAAAUAUUCUGGGCAGCAGAGAGCAGUGGAGUAGAGCUCAGGAGGACGUCCUCAGCGGUUUGUCUCCGGAAGUGAUGGCGUCUUAUGGAGAAGAGUACAUCCGCUCAAUGCAGCAGCGGCUGCUCCACAUGUCCUCAGUAUCAAGCGCAGACACACGGCCCUUUCUGGAGGAUUUAAAGCAUGCAAUACUGUCCCCGAGACCAAAAGCCUUCUAUUACCCCGGGGCCUCGGCGUGGGCUCUUCCAUUGCUCUACAGACACUGUCCCACCUCUCUGUCAGACAGAAUCCUCUCACAAAUGUAUAUGAGCAGUGAUCCCCAACCUGCAGAAAUCAUGAAUUCUUGCGCUUGCUGAUGCACACAUUCAGGGUGAAAUCAGGUAAAGUGGGCUGUUUAAGUUUGAUUGUACUGUUCUCAAUGGGUUUGCACUUUCAGAGCAUAACAAUGGGUUUUAAAUAAAGGGACACUAUUUCUUUAAAUAAUACAGUUUUUUUCAAUACUUCUAACAAUUUUCCUAAACUCUUAAUGCAUC